UUCUAUUUAUCUUUGUAAUUUUAUUUAUAUCAAUAAUUAAUUACUCUAUAUAUUCAUGAUAUAUUUAUAGAAUUCCAAGUCUUAACUAGAUUAAGUUUUACGUAAAUAGUUUGAAGAGCAGCGUGACUGUUUAGAAAUAUGGAUAGGAAUAAUAUGAGAGCUCCCUAUGUGAGCAGCGGCCCGCGCAGCCUCCCGCACCUCGGCAAGCGGCACUCCAACGGGCACUCGCACGCUCACUCCGCCAGACUCAGCCCGCCGGCGCCCUCACACAACAACAACACACAACAGGACGACAUCAUCAACUAUAUAUACGACUCGUGGAACAAGGUGACGCGAGAGCUGGAGCGCGGCGGCGAGGAGGCGCGCUACUACAGCGAGGCGCCGCCGCCCCGCCAGCUCGCCAACUUCCGACCCUUCAACCUCGACGAGUGGUGGGGCCGCCGCCUGCUGCAGGCCAUCAACCGCUCCAAACACCGCUCCUAGUUCCCAGUCCCACCGGGCACGAUGCUUCUGUAAGGAGACAACCGAGAUUUUAUGUAAGGAGUCUUCAGUUAAACCGCUGAAAUUGAAAGACGGUGCACGUUUUUCGAUUUAUCUUUGUAACCGUACUAAAAUAUUUAACGACGUCCCUUCAAUCUCGACGAGUGGUAGAGUCGCCGUCUGCUUCUGGCCAUCGACCGGCAAACACCGGUCCACGUUCCGACCCGAGCUUAAUGGCUGUUCUGAGAGAGACAACCGAGAUUUUAUAACAUCCCUUCAGCGUAAGAUGUCUUUAGUUAAACCGCUGAUAUUCAGAAACGAUACACUUGUUCCAAAUUAAAAUGUAACUGGUCAAAUGCUUACUAAAAUGAUUGCCUGGCAACAAUGUCGGCAGCUUUUAGGUGCCCCCUAAAAGAAAAAUAUGAAAGUAACUUAAACUCUCAUGUUGUUGAACGAUUUUUACCUCGGAGAAGUAGAAAGGGAUGAAAAUUUGCGUGUGGUUUUUCAUCUGGGUAGCGGAAUGUGCAUUUUGUCUUAAGUUUCAUGUGGUAGCAGACUGGCAAUUUCGCAUUUGUCUACAAAGUCAAAGAUUGGUUUUACUUGCUUUAAGUAAUCGCGCAGAUAACGGAGUUACCAUAGACUUACAAAGUCGAAGUUUCGUGGUAGUCAACUUAUAACUGAAAUAAAAUUAGUUCACCAUUUCUCUGAUAACUCCGUCAUCUGUGGUCUUCGAGCAACACCGGGAAGGGAGUCCGUAUUCGCCCUCUGCCGAAGCACAUGUCCAUCUGGGCAUGCACACAACUAGCGUUGUGACUCAUCCGUACAUAAAAAGAGAUCGAGGUUUGCAAGAUUUGUCUUUGACGUGUGUCAUUUUCUAUGUAUUUGUGUCGUCAUUACAGAUUGAAUUUUGUAUGUAGUGAGUGAGAAGUGCGACUGUGUGCACGUUUCCCUGCGCAAAAAAUGGCAGAACGAUUUGUACGGUGAGAUAUCGCUUGGGCUCCCUUCCGACGUGUCGGAAGCCGGUGUUGCUCGAAGUCUGUGGUAGUUGUUACGUGGUUGGGUGACAAAUAAAGUCUUGUUGCCGCUCGUUAUGAUGUCAAAGACAUGUUCUAAUUUCAAAUUCAAGAUAUUUUAAUCAGCUUAAUUGCUCUGCAAUCCUGGAUUUGAUUGUGUAAAGUCUAUCUAGAUUAGGAUUGUUUUCAGAUCUAUUGAGGUUUAAAUUAGAUUUGGUUUGAAUCUGAAUCGUUGAAUCUCACAGACUGCAUAUGUUAGAGUCAGACCAAGAAAAGUCUGCAACGAUUUUGAUAGCACGCGCAGUGUGUGUGCUACCAAAAUCGUUGCAGACUUUUCUUGGUCUACCUUUAACAUAUAUAACGAAGAAGUUCGUUUAAUUGACUUAACAUUUUCAAGUUUAGACGUUUAGGCUAUUAUAUUUAAAGUUGUAUAUUAGUUAUUACACUUUUUUAUACAAUUUGGGAAUUUUCACGUUAUUUCUACUUAGAAUCACGAGCUCUUUUGAUCCUAAUAGGUGAAAAAAGUGUCCGACAAUUUCCAUAUUUUUUUAUUUUUGUCCAUUUCGUUACUGCCUUAAAGCCUCACAUGCAUGAAAAAUGGUAACAGAAUGGAAAUAAUCUAGAGACACUUUUUUUCUCCUAUUAGGAUCGAUAGAGCUCGAGCUCGAUCGAUCCUCACCAGAUUCUGAGUAGAAUAACAUAAAAAAUCAGAAUUAAAAAAAAUAAAAGGUGUAGUGUACAACAUGAAAUGGCCCGUUUAUGUUCCUAUCCCAAAAUCUGCAUUAAAAUAUAGACGCAACGAGAUUUUAUUUAUUACCAACAAUUGUUUUAUAUACGCCUAUAUUUUAGUUUCCCUUGCUUGGUUUUAACGUUUUCCUAAGUUUAAAUUGCAUUUAAUUGAAAUAAUUAUAAUACCUUCUAUUACAUCUAAAAUAUAUGAAGUUCGAGGUCAAAAUAUAUUAUAAAUCUUAUACAAUAAAAGCAAUAAUAUUAGUUUACCAGAAGUAGGGAACCUGUAUUUUUAAGACACUGUAAAUAUUUUAGCAUGAAUUUCAAUUUUAUUUAUAUUUAAGUGAAUAGUGUGACCGUUAGAACCAGCUAGUGUGUUUUUAAUUUUGACUCUGCUUGUAGUGAAAACUAGGAUUUCAUGUGAAUAGCUCUACCAUCAAAUUAUAGACCUAUUUGACUUGACAUAGUGACAGGUGACAUUGCUAAUUAUUACUAUGUAUUUCUGGCUUUCCAUUAAAGAAGGUUUAUGCUUCAUGUGCCUAAGGAGGUUUCCAUCAGAUAUAGGUCUAGGAUGUGCAAAUGGAACAUAAGGACUCUUCUCUGAUGGAAAGUCACAUAUACUGUAUGACAAACAGAAUAACUUGCAUCUUAAAUUGCACAAUAGUAGCGAUAUAACAGGCUGUCCGCAUCAAAAGGUACCUACAUUACCCAGUUGCUUAUUAUAAGAUACCUUUUGAUAUCGAAAGACACUUAUAGGCAUACAUAUUAUGUUCUUUGUCACUUUCACGAGUUGAAUAUGGCUAAUAUUUGUGCUCAAAAUCUGUAACUUGACACAGUUUUCAAUAUCCUUGAUAUUUAAAAUGAUGACUAAGAGAAAAUAAUUAGUAUAUUUAAAUACCUACAUAAAGAAUUAGGCAGAGGUCCCCAAUCAUAUUGUUUUAUUUUUAAAGUUAUUAUAUUUAUCAGUAUGUACUGAAUUUCGCACCUCCCUUAAGGGCGCGACCCAAUGUUUGGAAAUAGAAUAAUGGUGGAUCAACUUUUUUGUGUUAUUGUCUCGUUGUCCAAGGGACAAUAUUGGUACAGAUUUUUAGAAGAAAUGUAUCACGUUAUAGGGACUGUGCGCGUUGGAGGGUCUGCCAUCUUAUGGCGCCAGCCUCGUAAGGUGAAGAUGCCGGUUUGUUCCCGGUCCCGGCCACCACAGAGCUUGAUCACUUUACCAUAAAAUCAGGGCUUUAAAAGCCAUACCAGACGGGCGUACCGGACCGUGACCUUGGUCCGCCGUACGUCCGUUAAGGACGCAGCUAUAAGUAAGUGUGAGAACGAGAUAUGCGGACCGGUUCAAGGUCGCGGUCCGGUACGCCCGUCUGUUACAGCUUUAAACACGAAAAAGUUGAUUCACGACCCUAGAACGCUAUUGACCUAUGCAAUGUUUUUACUAUACGCGGACUAAUGAAUUUCUGAAUUAUAAUUAUGAUAUACAAUAACGUUGACAUUCCAUACAUGCCUGUACUUAGACUUCGAAUGUUGUAAAUAGGUUUAAGUCACACAGUGCUGCCAGAUUAUGGAUUUGAAUAAAAUGUUUUUACUAUG
This is a messenger RNA of Cydia splendana, 3812 nucleotides long. Its product is annotated as MAPK regulated corepressor interacting protein 2. The transcript has 3 exons. The record is from RefSeq and is a predicted model, not a curated record. Lineage: Eukaryota; Metazoa; Arthropoda; Insecta; Lepidoptera; Tortricidae. Bases 139 to 483 code for a protein of 114 amino acids.